Numida meleagris (helmeted guineafowl) is the source of this 8734-nucleotide messenger RNA. RefSeq names its product nuclear receptor coactivator 2 (gene NCOA2). Gene Ontology annotation, biological process: positive regulation of transcription by RNA polymerase II; cellular response to hormone stimulus. The transcript has 25 exons. The record is from RefSeq and is a predicted model, not a curated record. NCBI's taxonomy places the organism in Eukaryota, Metazoa, Chordata, Aves, Galliformes, Numididae. Gene Ontology annotation, cellular component: nucleus. Gene Ontology annotation, molecular function: nuclear receptor binding; protein dimerization activity. Bases 610 to 4998 code for a protein of 1462 amino acids.
UGUGCCUUGUGCCUCCCCCCGCCUCCCGCCGCCCGGCCCUCCUCCGGGCAGAAGGGGAGGAGGAGGAGGGCGAGCGGUGGGAGGGUCUCCAUUGAAAUAAACAAGCAGGCAGUUAUUAAAACGGGAACAUGGCGGCCGCAGCCCCAGCUUCAGCUUCAUCUUACAAAGCGAAGGUCAGCGCCGGCAGCGGCCGCGGCGGGAGGCGACAUUGACCCCGCACACUUGAUAUGUAUCGGAGUGCUGGGGCCCCCCAUACAAGCAGUCUAUAGAACUCCUUGCCCACCUUGCUGAGUCUCGGACCCCUGCUUCGCCACGCGCAGGAUGGACCUGCUCUGGGGAUGAGCCUGGUGCCCGCGGGGCGAAGGCUGUUCUCCGUGGUGGCCCAGCCUCGCUGACAGCAGGAGCCGUACGGAUGCUUUGCGUGGCUGCGUGCUGCCCUGGGGAUCGAGACUUUCUUCCUGGCCGUGCUACAGAGUUCCUGUGUGAUGCUAGCAAGCGUGGUGGAUGGGGGAUUUAUGUACGUCUUGAUCUGAAGACGCAGAAAAGCUAGUGAGAUCUGCCUUGAGCUGCAAGGGCUGGAAGACGACAAGUUGCUGAUAUGUGUUCAAGAUGAGUGGGAUGGGAGAAAAUACCUCUGACCCAUCCAGGGCAGAGUCAAGAAAGCGCAAGGAUCCUGAUCAGCUUGGACCCAGCCCUAAAAGAAGCACUGAGAAACGCAAUCGUGAGCAAGAGAAUAAAUACAUAGAAGAACUUGCAGAGCUGAUUUUUGCAAAUUUUAAUGAUAUUGACAACUUUAACUUUAAACCUGACAAAUGUGCAAUCUUGAAAGAAACUGUGAAGCAAAUUCGUCAGAUAAAAGAACAAGAAAAAGCAGCAGCAGCUAAUGAAGAUGAAGUGCAAAAAGCAGAUGUGUCAUCCACGGGUCAGAGUGUCAUCGACAAGGAUGCACUUGGACCAAUGAUGCUUGAGGCCCUGGAUGGGUUCUUCUUUGUAGUGAACCCAGAAGGUAAUGUUGUGUUUGUUUCGGAGAAUGUGACGCAGUACCUAAGGUACAACCAAGAAGAGCUGAUGAACACAAGCAUAUAUAACAUCCUGCAUGUAGGGGACCACAAUGAAUUUGUUAAAAUCCUACUGCCAAAAUCUUUAGUGAAUGGGGGAUCUUGGUCUGGUGACACUCCUAGGCGUAAUAGCCAUACCUUCAACUGUCGGAUGCUGGUAAAACCGCUUGCUGAUUCUGAAGAAGGCCAUGAUAACCAGGAAGCACAUCAGAAAUACGAAACUAUGCAGUGCUUUGCUGUUUCUCAACCAAAUUCCUUCAAGGAGGACGGUGAAGAUUUGCAGUCUUGCUUGAUUUGUGUUGCAAGAAGAGCUCCAGUGAAGGAAAGAUCACUUCUUCCUUCAUCAGAGAGUUUUACUACUCGCCAGGAUCUACAAGGCAAAAUAACUUCACUGGACACUAGUAGCAUGAGAGCAGCUAUGAAACCUGGCUGGGAGGAUUUGGUGAGAAGAUGUAUUCAGAGGUUCCAUUCGCAGCAUGAGGGAGAAAUAUCUUUUGCCAAGAGGCAUCACCAGGAAGUGCUGAGGCAGGGACUAGCAUUUAGUCCUGUUUAUCGGUUUUCCUUGUCUGAUGGCACCAUAGUUUCUGCCCAAACGAAGAGCAAACUCAUCCGUUCUCAGACUACUAGUGAACCUCAGCUUGUCAUCUCCUUGCAUAUGCUUCACAGAGAGCAGAAUGUCUGUGGAAUGAAUCAGGAUUUGACUGGACAAGGAAUGGGAAAGAUCUUGAACCCAAUUAGCUCCAGCAGCCCUGCUCAUCAGGCCAUGUGCAGUGGGAACCCAGGUCAGGAUAUGACCAUCAGUAGCAAUAUAAAUUUUGCCAUAAAUGGCCCAAAGGAACAAAUGGGCAUGCCAGCAGGCAGAUUUGGUGGUUCAGGGGGAAUGAACCAUGUGUCAAGCAUCCAAGCAUCCACUCCUCAGGGUAGUAACUAUGCACUAAAAAUGAAUAGCCCCUCUCAAAGCAGCCCUGGCAUGAACCCAGGGCAGCCAAACUCUAUGCUUUCCCCAAGGCAUCGCGUGAGCCCUGGAGUGGCAGGCAGUCCUCGAAUCCCACCUAGUCAGUUCUCCCCUGCAGGAAGCUUGCAUUCACCCGUGGGAGUUUGCAGCAGCACAGGAAAUAGCCAUAAUUACACCAACAGUUCCCUGAAUGCCCUUCAGGCCCUCAGUGAGGGCCAUGGAGUUUCUCUAGGAUCAUCGUUGGCUUCACCUGACCUAAAAAUGGGAAAUUUACAAAAUUCCCCUGUGAAUAUGAACCCUCCCCAGUUAAGCAAGAUGGGAAGCCUGGACUCUAAAGACUGCUUUGGACUCUAUGGGGAGCAAUCAGAAGGUACAACUGGACAAACAGAGAGCAGCUGCCAUUCAGGAGAACAGAAAGAUAACAGUGAGAGCAGCGUGCCACCAGUAGUGAGUGGCGAGAGACCUGAUGGACAGAAUAAGCUGCAUGAUGGAAAAAGCCAGACAAAGCUCUUACAGUUGCUGACCACCAAAUCGGAUCAGAUGGAGCCUUCGCCUUUGUCCAGUACCAUGGGAGAUAUCAGCAAGGACUCCACGGGAGGGUUGCCUGGGUCUGGUUCGGCACAUGGAACCUCACUCAAGGAGAAGCAUAAAAUUUUGCACAGACUAUUGCAGGACAGUAGUUCUCCUGUAGAUUUGGCCAAGCUCACAGCAGAGGCCACAGGAAAAGAACUGAACCAGGAGUCCAGUAGCACAGCUCCUGGUUCAGAGGUGACUGUUAAACAGGAGCCAGUGAGUCCUAAGAAGAAUAAUAAUGCACUACUUCGUUACUUGCUAGAUAAAGAUGAUACUAAAGAUAUUGGUUUACCAGACAUACCCCCAAAACUGGAGCGGUUGGACAGUAAGACAGACCCUUCCGGUAGCACAAAGUUAAUACCUAUGAGGACGGAAAAAGAAGAGAUAAGCUUUGAGCCUAAUGAACAGCCAGGCAGCGAGUUGGAUAACUUGGAGGAGAUCCUGGAUGACCUGCAGAACAGCCAGCUACCGCAGCUUUUCCCAGAGAGCCGCCCAGGCGCGCCGGCAGGCUCGGUCGACAAGCAAGCCAUCAUCAAUGACCUCAUGCAGCUCACCAGUGACAGCAGCCCCGGCACGGCUGUGGCCACCCAGAAACCAGCAAUGAGGAUUUCACAGAGCACUUUUAAUAACCCACGAGCAGGGCAACUGGGCAGGUUAUUACCAAACCAGAAUUUACCACUUGACAUCACACUGCAGAACCCAACAGGUGCAGGAGCCUUCCCACCCAUAAGGACGAGUAGCCCAUAUUCAGUGAUACCUCAGCCAGGACUGAUGGGCAGGAAUGAAGGGAUGAUAGGAAGUCAAGGAGCUUUAGGAAACAGUAGCACAGGGAUGAUCAGUGGUAGUGCCCCGCGACCUGCCAUGACAUCUGGAGAGUGGGGAAGCCAGGCUUCUGCUGUGAGGGUGACAUGCGCGCCCACCGCUAGCGCCAUGAACAGGCCGGUGCAGGCGGGCCUGAUCCGCAACCCCACAGCCAGCAUCCCCUUGAGACCCAGCAGCCAGCCCGGCCCAAGGCAGAUGCUUCCAUCUCAGGUCAUGAAUAUGGGGCCAUCCGAAUUGGAGAUGAACAUAGGAGGACCUCAGUAUAGCCAACAGCAGGCUCCUCCAAAUCAGACUGCACCAUGGCCAGACAGCAUCUUGCCUAUAGACCAGGCAACAUUUGGUGGUCAGAACAGGCAACCGUUUGGCAGCUCACCAGACGAUCUCUUGUGUAAUCAUCCUUCAUCAGAAUCACCAAGUGAUGAGGGUGCUCUCCUGGAUCAGCUUUAUAUGGCAUUAAGGAAUUUUGAUGGCUUAGAAGAAAUCGACAGGGCUCUGGGAAUACCAGAACUCGUUAGCCAGAGCCAGGCUGUGGACCCAGAGACCUUCCCCGGCCAGGACUCGAGCAUGCUGUUGGAACAGAAGGCUCAGGUUUUCUCCCAGCAGUACACAGCUCAGGCUCAGAUGGCUCAGGGCAGCUACGCACCCAUGCAGGACCCCAGCUUCCACCCUAUGGGGCAGCGCCCCGGCUACGCCGCCCUGCGCAUGCAACCCCGGCCUGGCCUGCGGCCCGCCAGCAUCAUCCAGAGCCAGCCCAACCAGCUGCGGCUCCAGCUGCAGCACCGUCUCCAGGCACAGCAGAAUCGGCAGCCACUGAUAAAUCAGAUCAGCAGUGUCUCCAAUAUGAACCUGUCUUUGAGGCCUGGGGUGCCGACGCAGGGCCCCAUCAACGCACAGAUGCUGGCGCAGAGGCAACGGGAGAUCCUGAGCCAGCACCUGCGGCAGCGGCAGAUGCAGCAGCAGCAGCAGGUGCAGCAGCGGACGCUGAUGAUGCGUGGGCAGGGCUUGAGCAUGACCCCCAGCAUGGUGGCAACCGGGGGCAUACCAGCAACCAUGAGCAACCCACGGAUCCCGCAGGCAAACGCACAGCAGUUCCCAUUUCCUCCAAACUACGGAAUUAGUCAGCAGCCUGAUCCAGGCUUCACAGGGGCCACCACUCCUCAGAGUCCACUGAUGUCCCCAAGACUUGCUCACACGCAAAGCCCCAUGAUUCAGCAGACUCAGGCUAAUCCUGCCUAUCAGUCCUCUACAGAGAUGAAUGGGUGGGCACAAGGGAAUAUGGGUGGAAACAGCAUGUUUUCACAACAGUCCCCACCACAUUUUGGGCAGCAAGCAAGCACCAGCAUGUACAAUAAUAACAUGAACAUCAGUGUAUCCAUGGCAACCAACACAAGUGGUAUGAACAACAUGAACCAGAUGACAGGGCAGAUCAGCAUGACCUCAGCGACCUCUGUGCCUACAUCAGGGUUGUCCUCCAUGGGUCCUGAGCAGGUUAAUGAUCCUGCUAUGAGGGGAGGCAAUCUAUUUCCAAACCAGCUGCCUGGAAUGGAUAUGAUAAAGCAGGACGGAGAUGCAACACGGAAAUACUGCUGACCCUGAGGGCGGUGUGGUUGCUCCUUUCUCCAGCUGAGCGGGCGCCCGGCCCCACACCCCUCCCGGUUGGAGGAGCUGCACCCAUUUGUCGCGCCGCAGCCACGCCGGCACCCAGUGCCACUGGGCCCAGCCCUGCCCUCUGCGGGGCCUCGUCGCCGGAAGCAGCCUCCUCUUCGACAGUCUGAGGCUAUAGCGUACAGACAUUGCUCAGUCUGUUCACUGCAUUCACCUUAGUGCAACUUAGAUCUCUCCUGCGAAGUAAAUGUUGACAGGCAGUUUUCAUAAACCAUGUCGGAUUGAAUGUAUUUAAAUGUAUGUAUUUAAGGAAAAAACAACCAUGCUCUUGUUCUGUUUCUGUUUAGUUCUAGACCUUGGUUUUUGGCUUUGUUUUCCCUGGCUUACUCAUUCUGGUGCAAAGGAUUCCGUUCUGUCUGAAUACUGGUGUUUUAGACUAAGGCCUGCGUUUUGGGGCGGCGAGUGCGCGAGGAGAGUCGGGACACGGUGCCCGGUGCACGCAGGCCUCCGAGGGCCCCUCCCGCUGCCGGCACGUCGGAGAGGACGGACCGAUGGAGAAAACUGCACCGAGCAAUUCCGGAUGGGAUAGAGCUGUGUGAGGGAUGAAAACUAUCCUGUGAGAGGGCUGUUGAUAAGGGGCGCUUCGGUUGGGUUUUUUAGUAACACUUUUAAUGCAAAGUCAUGAGUCCAAAAAGACACGUUUGCUACAUUCUUAUUUAAUUAAAUUCCUAACGAUCAGCAAAUCCUGAUUUUUUAAGUGGCUCUCUGUCAUCUUCCUCUUCCUUCUAACAAUGAAAAAACAAGUUACCCCCUCUAUUUCCGUAGGUGUGUUUCCAGCAAUCUGGACGGCAAGUUAGGGUUGCUGAGCAGCGACGUUCAAUGAUAAUGCAUGUACUGAUUAUGGUAGUGGCAGAAUUGGUGCAUAGUAUCAAAGAGCUAAAGAUACCUGCUUUGAGGCAUGAUCAUUUCUGGUUCCCAUCCCCUCAGCCGGGGGAAUAACGAUUCAUGUAAUACCGGUCGCAGAUAUCACUACAGACUUCACCACUAUCGUGUGUUUCUGGUUAUUUUAAAGCGGUGUGGACUAUGAGGACGUUUUGUAGGGUACAUAAAAUCCAGUUUAUAUGUAAACGAGCAAUAAUUUAAGUUGAAAACUUAAGUGUUUUACUUGUAUAAUUUUUGUGAGAUAUACAUGUUGUGAAGUUGAUUCCAAAUGAGGUACUUCAGUAUUAAAUUAGAUAUCUUCUUAGCCGUGUGUGUCUCCUGGAAAAGUGUUUUGUAAAGAAUCACAAUGCCUUGAUUAGCCCUAAUUUGUAGGCUUGAGACUUCUCAUUUUCUAAACCUUGUGAUUCUGCUCAUAAUGUCAUUUAUCUAACCUAUAUUAUAUGCAGCCACUGUAGGAACCGAUUCUUGAUUUUUGUAUGUUUAUAUUCUUUCGUAACAAAUCUUAGACAAACUAACUGUUACUAAGCAGGCCACUGUUAGGGUGUUGUUGUUUUUCUUGCCCACUGUGGUUGGAAUAAUCUUUUACUAAGCCGACAUCAGUUUCUGAGGACUGGAAAUAUUGAGAAAUUGAUGUUUUUGACCUCUGUUUUCUUUCCCCUACCCCCUUGCCCGCAAACUUUCUAACCUGAGUGCAAGUUUUUUGAUGUCAUGUAAAAUGCAAGGCAUUUUAUAAUGUCUCAUCAGCUAUGCCUUUUGGGAGUAAAAGGUUUGUUCUGUUGCCGUUUAAUCCAUUUUGUUUUAUUUUUCAGGUGGGUGUGAAAAUAGACGUUAUUCCGUAUUGAGGCUGAGGGAAAUAUGAUAAAGGUGGUUUGAAAUAGGUUGUUUCUCUAGAAGGUUUGAAAUAGGUUGUUUCCUUAAUAUGAACGUCAAGGAAACGUUACGGUGCUGUCGUUUUCUAAGGAGGGCAGUGCCAUGAUUCUGGGCAAACAACGCUUGUCAGCAAUCACCAUUUUGGUGUCAUACUCAGAAAGAAUAUUGGGCCAGCUGAACCAUCCUUCUGUGUUCUGACGGAAAGCCAAACUAGCCGUCAGCCCUGAGAUCCACAGCCUCAUUGUUACACCAACAUUUGUGUUAAACGUGCGUUAUGUAUCUGACAAGUUGUUAUUUGUACGAGGAAUGUCUAAGUCUGAAUGAAUCAACUUCAUGCAACACAAAGCGCAGACGAGUUUUAAAAUAAUUGCAUUGCAUUCUUUUUCAAUUGUGAACCGUAACCUCUUCAGAUAGAUUAUUCUUUUUCACAGUGGACAAGUGGAAAUUUGUCCCGUUUCGUGACAGACCUGCAAAGCCCUCUCAUCGAUAGUGAUUGUGAUGCUCCAUCAUCCAUUGCCAUUUUGAAAGGAAGGAGGUUGUACCUAUCCCUUUGGCUCCGUUUGGGUUCAUUGUGACUUUGUUGUCUUCUGACUAAAGAAAAAGAAAAGUGAGUGAAGGAAUCUUCUGAUCAUAUUGAUCACUAUAGAAACAAAAAAGCCAAAUCAGUUCCCUUCAUUAUCAGUAUUUUUCAUCGUGUAUACAGUAAAUUUGUCGGAGAAAGUACUAGGAUUUUGUUUAACGGAACAAGUAAUCAGUGUUCUACUUACAUUACUAAAUGUGAAAGGCGCAUAAUGUGAAAAAUAAGCAUAUAUACACGGUCAUACGACCUGGUUAAGUGUUCAUGUAAUGUGGUAAGUUUAAAAAGUGAAGUGAGCUGUUUUGCUACAAUGAAUUAAUUUGUACUCAAUCUUGAAAAUAUUGUCCCACACCGGUAUCCCUUUGGGCCUAUUAAUUGAAAGCAAUGUUUUUGCAGUUUAUACAAUACAUUUUUUAAUCUUUAUUGAAAAACGGAAUUCAUAUGGGCUUAGCAGAUGAAAUGGGUGGCACAGCUCCACUCGCGGAACCCAAAGAUACACAAUCAGUUUUGAAAUGCAACUUAAGCCAUUAAUUGUUGGUGUGAAUUUAAAAGUUUUCUAGUAUUUGUAUGGUAGUAUGCUGCCUAAGAGCAAAAGCAUUCUCUGCACAAAAGAAAAUUUACUGUAGUGGCUUUGAUUUUAAUUAGAAUUUUCUCCCUGGUGUUUCUUUGUAGACUAAAACAAAAUCUUUUAAGUUUCUUACUACAGGUAAAAGCUAUGUGCAAGAACCUCAAAAUGCUAAAAUCUAGCAUAAUGCCUUAGAUCUGUUUUUAAGUAUUGUAUAUUCCUACAUAGCUGUCUGAUGUAUUAUAUUUGUAUAGUGAAUUGUGUACAAUUUUGGAAUAAGUGCAUCAUCACUUAAUCUUUAUGUUGUUCAAUAGAGAUGAUGGACACGUUUCUUCAAACAUUUACUGUCAUUUGAUUUCUCCCUUUAUGUCAUUUGUGGGUUUUAUUUGUACAGUUCAUCAUGAAGUUGCAUCUGAGAUGUGUGUAUAUGAAAAGAUUAUACAAGGGUAAAAUUAAGCAAUAUAUAAACUAUGGUUCUUCAGGAGAAAGCUUACAGUGUUUCAGGUUGUGAUUUAUUUUCAAAGCGGAGUUAACUCUGAACAUCACUUUGUUCACCUGCAUUGAUGUUUGUAUUUCUAGUGUGAGCAGUUUAUGCAAAGGUAGAUAUAUUCAGAGAAAUUUUAAAUACAUUUAUGCAAGUUAAUAUUGCUUUGCCAAUGCUAUUUGCUUAUUUGAUGUUAAAUAAUGCUAUUGUAAAUAAAGAAUUCUGUUGUUAUUGCAUCAUUUAAUAAAUUUUAAUGCCUUCGGGUUUUACAUGGCUUUAGAGA